Molecule: messenger RNA, 1293 nt
Organism: Coccomyxa subellipsoidea C-169
Lineage: Eukaryota; Viridiplantae; Chlorophyta; Trebouxiophyceae; Coccomyxaceae
Exons: 10
Coding region: 1-1293 (430 amino acids)
Source: RefSeq, a predicted model, not a curated record
AUGAAAAGUCGCACAUGUACGCUUGCAGCUGGGAUCCUGAAGUUUGCAUUCAACGCCGUCAUAGCAGGGGCAGUGCUCAGUCUCAACUUCGAUGCUGCCGAUGGGGCGAACAUAACGGACUUUUUCACCGAUGGCGGUUCAGCGCUCCUAAACGCGUUGCCCCUAACCAAAGAGGCAUUUCACACCUACAAAGCUGCAGAAGAUGCCGAUGACGCUGCUAAAGCUGCCAGGCUUGCAGCAGUGGAGGCCCAGCUUCAGGCCUUCCAGGCUGAAAUUGACCUCCUAAAGCGCCAGGUCAACAAUGGGAGCUCGGCUUCACUGGAGACACAGGGCUGCGCGGUGAUACCGGCGCAACUGGCUUUACUGGAGAGACAGGCGCAAGUGGCGGCGCUGGGGCGACUGGAGCAAAGGGGGACACAGGUGGAACUGGCCUCGCAGGAGAUACCGGUCCCACAGGCGCCACCGGCCAAUGCGCGUAAUUAUAUCCUCGUGCUGGCAAAGUCUGUCUCACGCACUGUACCUCCUUCCUUCAUGCCGAUGACCACUAUCUCACGCCUUGUUGCUGAUGCCAGCCUCAUACAACCGUUCCUGUACGACUUUGGCGACGUGACAUUCACAAACGCCGGGGCGGGCGGCCGCUCCGGGCCCACGCUGCAGCAGGUCCAAACCACCUUCGCAGCCUCUGGCGCAGACCCCUGGACGCAAAACCAGGAGUACCUGGACGUCAUCAAUGGGGUUCAGAUCUGGACGGUGCCCCAGAGCGGCCGCUACAACAUCAGCGUCGGCGGCGCGGCCGGCGGCGGAAACCUCCGAUUGCCGGCCGGCCUAGGCGCCGUCGUGAGCGCCCAGGUGCGCCUUGCAUGCGGCUCCAAGGUCGCCAUCAUCGUUGGCCAGACCGGCCUGCCCGUAGGCCCGGGCACCGGCGCAUGCGGCGGUGGCGGUGGCGCAACAUUCUUCCUCUACCCAAACUCCACCACGCCGUUGGUCAUCGCCGGCGGCGGCGCCUCGCUGACGGCAGGCGGCCAGCCCGGGCAGGCCGGGCAGCCCGGUCUGGGAGGGAACGGCGGCGGCGGAGGAACAGGCGCCGGCGGCGGCGGCGGCACCGUUGGCGUCACCGGCUCGGAAACGUACCUGGGUGGCAUUACAACCGGACUCACCUCCUCUUUCGGCGGCUUUGGAGCGGGCGGCAGCGCGGGAGACGGCGCCCCUUGCGGCGGGGGCGGCGGCGCCGGCUAUCUGGCGCAGCUGGCCGCAGCCGCCGGCAAUGGCUUUGUCACCGUGGUGCUCCUGUGA